AUGAAGAUCAUGUAGUUUCUGCGUGUCACUUUUUGAAAGGGUCCCAUACUGUUGCCAGUGAGCUUUGUUUCGAUUGGAGUACUGACUUGGUUACAGCGAUUGGAUUCACAACCCCUUUAUUAGCUGGGCUAUUAUCAUUGUCGAGUGUACAUUGUGACGCAACUUACAAAACGGCCAAAGGACGCUUCGAACUCUAUGGGAUUAUCAGUAACGUUGAGAGUGCAGGAUUUCCAGUAGCAUAUCUCAUUUUGAACACUACGAAGCUUUGUCUGUGGCAUAUUGAGAAGGCUAUCAAGGAAAAGCUUAAGAGUCACAAGCGAAUUCAUCGCAAUCAAUACCAACCAGAUGAAGCUGUAACAGAGUUUGAUUUUAUUGAUCCCACUUUCAAGCCUGAUCUGGAACGUAUUGAGCCCGAAAAGCAUUUUAAUAUGUACUCAAAAAUCCCUAUCAAUGCUGCUGGAUGGUUCCUAACAGCUGACGAAAUUCGAAAGAGUGCAGUUCACGAAAUGUAUGAUUUUUGUGCUGAAAAUGACCUUGUUUUGCUCUGGGCAUACUUGUGGUCUGCUUGGUACAAAAUGCCAAAGUGA
Ambispora gerdemannii is the source of this 587-nucleotide messenger RNA. Lineage: Eukaryota; Fungi; Glomeromycota; Glomeromycetes; Archaeosporales; Ambisporaceae. The record is from the annotation of a GenBank genome assembly.